Messenger RNA from Cinara cedri, 20588 nucleotides. Lineage: Eukaryota; Metazoa; Arthropoda; Insecta; Hemiptera; Aphididae. The record is from the annotation of a GenBank genome assembly.
GAAGAUUAAGUCAUUCGUGUUCAACCGUCGAGUCAUGAACGUCCUAAUCCCACUGGCUUUGUUGGUUUUCUUGCUCAAUCAAAACAAUGCUUGGUCCAUAAAUAACAAAAAUUCUGAAGGUAAUAAUUUUUGAAAAUUAUUUAUAGAAAUUUAAACCGUGUAAUUAUUAUGUUUUUUUUUCUAUAUACCUAAUUAAAAUAUUUGUUAUUUUGAGAUAUUUUAUAUUUGUUAACAUUUAAUACAAUUGCAAAUGUAAAUUAAGUAACUAUAUACAUUUAAUACAGCAAAUUAAGAGAUUUUAUUUUCCAUUAAGGUUUUACAAAUUAAUAAUAAAUAAAAAAUGAUAUGUUACAGACGAGUUCCUUAUUUUUAAAUACAUUUUAUAGUAGGUAUAAUUUGAUAAAUUAAUAUAGGUACCGAAUGAUAAAUAAAUAUGAUAGUUAUAAUUUGUACAAUCUAUCGCUAUUUUACUAUACAUUAAUAUUUUUAAGAUACCUGCGAAUGAAAUACAUUUUUCAAGUAUAGCAAACUAUUGAAAUUAUUUUUUUUGAAUAUUUAAACAAGUUUAUAAUAAUAACAUACUAUACAAUUUUCUACUGUUACCUAAUAAAGUCAGUCAUAUAAAGCAACAGAAUACAAUUUAAGUAGGUUUCAUCUUAUUCACAAUUAAUAAUUAGUACACAAAAGGAAGAAACUGUAAUAGUUCAAUAUUAUUUAUUCCCAGUCUUACAAUAAUAAUUUUAUGAACAGUUAAAAUAAAAAUCGAGACGGAUGGGCCAUAUUUUCUUCUAAUAAUGCUAUAAUAGUACCUAAUUAAUAUUUCUUAGGUUUUACAUCUGAAAUCAGUUUUCUAUCGAUUUCGUACACGAGAAUUUUUUUUUCCAGAUAGCCCAUUGUAUUUUAAUAUUUGUAUCGAUUAAAUAUUUUUUAAUUAUUAUUUUUAAGUUUUAGAGUGGCAGUACAUAUUCUAUAUAGGUUGUAUUAUUUUAUAAUUAUGUGAUGUUGUUUUUCCUUUUUUUUUUUUUUUUGAGGCCGAAAUAUUAAAUUUAUUUUUUUUCAUAUUUGUUCAAUAUAUUUGGAUAGAAAAUUAACAUAAUAAUUUUAUGGCGUAAUAGAAGAAAUAUAUAUUGUUUUAAUGUAGGUAGGUAUAUAAAAAAAAUCUUAAACAUUUCCGAUAAAUUAAAUGUAAUCAUUUUUUGAAUACAAUAAUAAUCUAUAUCUCUAAAUUUAAAAAAUAAAUUGUAUAAUGUCUUGAUGUGAAGUUAUAGCAACACGGGUGCUUAACGUUAACAUCCAACAACUUUAUCCUUACUGUUAUAGGUGUUAUUUAUUUGCAAUCUAUGAUGUUAAAAUGCAAAAAAUAAAACAUGGACAAGUUCUAUAUAAUUCCAAACAAAAGUUAUUUAAAUUAAUUCGAAAAAUGCUUGGAAUGUUUUAAACUAAUAUUAGUAAACGUUAAAUGAAAUAAUAAAAAUAAUUUUUGAAAUAUUUCUAUACUUCAAAAAUACAUAUUAAAUUAUUUGGUAUGAAUAUUAAAUUUUGGGUAGUAAAUUUUAAUGGAGUAAAAUGCAUGUAGAUGACGGAGAAGAAAAAAAAAUAUUGUUACUGAUGUCAAAUAAUCGAGUUCUAUAGUAGUAAUAUAAUAUUUGGGUGAAUAUAAUUUGGUUUUAAAACCUUUCAUAAAUGGUUUCAGACAGAUGUAAUAUUAUUACUGUUUCUGUACAUAGUAUGUGAAUAAUAAAUUCUCAAUAACUUUAAAAUAUUUUUUUUCUUAUUUUUAGUAAUGUUCACUCGUAUUAUUUGUAUAUUUUGUUCACUUACAAACUUAUGCAAUUACUGUGUACAUAGCAUUGUAUUUAUUUAUUGAUAACGUAAACAUUAUUCUGACUAUAAUACUCUUAACACAAUAAUUAAUUAAUACGUUUACAUUUUGUUGAAUAAUUUCCACAUAAAAUCAAUCGUUUUACUUAUAGGGAGAAAAAUCGAAUUUAAAAUGAAUAUUAUUUUACUACUUAGGUAUUAUUAAUUUUAUCUUUGUAAAAGAAAUGUAUCUGAACUUCGCGUUCUGUAAUAAGUACAAAUUAUUGUAUGUAUAUGUUGAAAAUGUAACUUUAAAAGUUAAUUGAACGUUCAGAAAAACUGUAUGGGCAUAAAAAACAAACGAAUAAUUAUUUAUGUCCAAAAUUACUAAAUAUUUGACAUACAAUUUGACUACAUGCAUUUUUAUGCUUGUAAAACACAUUAUAAUAAUCUGUUUUAAAAUAUUUAUUUGUUGUUCUUGUGUGAAUUUACUAGGCCGAAAGUAUUGUAAUCGAAUGCAAUGCCUUAUUUUAUUUAUUAAUCUAUUAAACUAGGAUACUUACAAACAAUUAAGUGACUAUUCCAGUGUUGGAUCGUCACCCCCACUUGCUCUCCUCAGCGUUUAGUGAUUGUUACUUAUUUUCAAUUUACAUUAUAUAACUAUUAAAAAUAAUUAUAAGUGCAGAAAUUAAACCCUUGUUUAAGAUUUUUUUAUUAUCGAUUUAGAAGUUUUUCAAGAUUCGUUGGAAUCAUGAAUCAGAUGGGUAGUUACUGAAUUAAAUCUUUAGUCAUGUUUACUGUUUUUAAAAUUAUCAUUUAAAAAAUAAAUACUAUAUUUUAUACUUCAAUAGUUUCACUCAAAGUUUAAAAUAAAAUACACAAAAAUACAAAUAUUUGCGCAUUGAUUUUUUAUCUGUUGUAGGUAUAUUAUGAAUAGAUGGGCACAUUAUAUCGUAUUUUUUUUCAUUUCACCUUUACUUUAAAUCGUUUUUAUAAUUCAAUUAAUUGACAAACAAUAAAUAUUAAAACCAUAGUAAAGUUAUAUAAGCCAUUGUGUUUAUUUUGCAGAUUAAUUUACUAAAUAGCUUAUUUAAUACGAACCACAAGGUUUCAAAAACUAAUUAUACUGUAAAAAUUAAAACAGGAAACACAAGUUUUCAAUUCAAAUUAAGUAUUAAGGCUAAUGCAGAUGUAGCGCUUUCGUUAAAUUCGAAUUAUCAAUACUGUUUUAAAAAUCGUAUUGUUAUAAUUUAGUUGAUUUAAUUUUAUAUUACACGAAUUCGAAUUACGAAUUUUUUGAAAUACGAAACUAGAAAUUAUUUUGUUUAGUUUUUACAAAUCUAUAAUAAUUUCAGAUGAUAUUUUAUAGAUGUAGUCAAAUAAAUUAAUGUAUUUAUUAUAUUAUUUAAUUAAUUAUUAGAUUCAUUAGAUUGUUAUGUAACCUUAGUAUGCCUUAACAUAGGCAUACAAAUACCAACUAUAAAAUUAAAUUCGAGUUUCAGUCGCCCCAGUGAACAAAAUAAUGCUUUUAGACCUUGAUCACUCGACAGUGGUGAUAAAUGAUGCGUGAAUAAUGUUUUUCCUUUACAUUAUUCUCCUACAAUAUCAUCACCCAUUGUUUUAAAAUGUUUAGUCCAUUUAAAUAACAUAGUAUAAUUUAACAAGUCCAAAUAGCCAAUGCGUUUAACUUGUCUUAAUAUUUUUAAUCAUUCGACAAUGGAAUCGUUUAUAAUUAUAUCCUGCCCCAUAAACAUUAUUACUAUUUUUAAGUGGUGGGAUAAUGGUUUUCACAUUACUCCAGUCAUUAAAAAAAAAAAAUACAUCUUCAUCGGACACCCAAUGAAGCUAGGUGUGUUUCUAAAAACUCUUUUUCAUCUAACAUUUAUUUUUCCUUAAUGAAAAAUCUCGUAAGUAUAUCUAAUUAUAUUAGGCCAGGAUAAUUAUUUUAAAAGACGCAUCCGUCAGACAUGGUCGAUUUAGAGAAAUCUCUGUGCUGCAUAAAUGUAUAUGUUGUAAAAUAUAAAAUAAUUUCUUUUUAUGUAGUAUUUUCGUAUUAUGAAAAUAAAAUAUCAUAAUGAUAUUAUACUAAUCAAAAUUUUUUUUCAAAUAUCUUUCACACGAUUUCAAACAUAUUAUAUUUAUUUAUUUACGGAUAAAUGUUCCAAUUCUAAUAAUCAUAAUUAUUUACAGUUGUUAAGAAAAGUUUGAAUAUUCAGUAAUAAUACUAAUAAUAAUACAAAUAAAAUAUUUAAAUUAUUAAUUGAUUCAAGUUUUAAAUAUAUAAUUAAAAAUAUGUAGUUAUAAAUUAUGACAAACAUAGUUGAAUAGUUUUAACUAAUAACACACAAUAAUGCAAACAAUAAAAUUCUAUUGUAAAAUAAUAUUUAUAAUUUAUAGUUUUUAAUUAAGAAUAUUGUUUAUCAAUAAGUAGUGAAGUUAUUAUUUAAAUUACGUUCAUUUUGAUAAUACAUGAUUAAAUUGAGAGGAAUUUAUAAGUUUAUUAGAUUUUUUAAAAUGCAAAGAUUGUAUAUUUACGAUACUCGUAUAUAGUAUCACAUAUAGAAUUAUAGAGUAUUUGUCGAUAAUUUAUGCCUAUUAAUGGUAUCUACUGGCUGCUUACAUAUACAUUAUAUAGCAGGUAUAAGAAUUGUAACUGAGAAUAAAAAUGUUUCGUAUAACACUGUUAUAUUUGUUUAUUAUAACUUAUAAGGAUAAUAUUAUUUUAUUUUAUUAUACAGGCCGACGGAUAUGUGGAUGAUUUUUAAGGCUAAGUGAUUUUUAUGUUUGGAUCUUUAUUGAAAUUUAUCACAUGAGUUUAAAAAGAAAAUCUAAAAUUGGUAGUAAUAUAAAAACUACAAUUUCAAAAUAAUAAAAUAAGAGAAACAAUAUUUGUCGUCUUUAAACAAAAAAAAUAAAAACUAUUAGUGAAAACUUUUCCAUAAUAUUCGCGGGGAACCCUUAAGAAUAAACAGUAGAAUAAAAAUACUAUUUUCCAGCUAGGUAUAUUAUUGUUUAAGAUUCUAAAUAUAUUUCAAAAGCUAAGUUUACAUUAGUGUAGUUUUCGUUGAGGUUGUGUAGGUAUUUGUUAACAAGUUUAUUGUGUUUGAAAAACAAAAAUGUUCUUAGGGGAAUUUGAGAGUUCAAUUACCCUUUAGAUUUUUAUUGAUAUUAUUAUAAAUUAUGAAAAUAACUAUUUUAAUAUAAAUAAUUAUAAUUUACAGUUGAAUUUAUGAUACAACCCUCACUCCCCUCCCAUAACUACAGAAAUGACAAGAUAAUUUAUCUAGUUUCUAUACCCUUAAUUGUUAAUCAAUUUUAAUUGACUUGUUUAUUAACAUUAGAUAUAAUUUAUUUAAAAUAUGAAAUAAUAUAAAUGUCUAGUUAUCUAGUUAUAAAACAUAGAAUAAACAAUUUAUUGUAAUAUUAUUUUAACCGCUAUGUUUGUUGAUUGGUAAUGUUUUGACAUCACAUGUAAGCAGUUAAGUAGUUGGUUAAAUAUUUUAAAUUAAUUUAUAGAGAUAAUUUCAAACCCACUUCCAUAUUUCAAGAAAAUUCGAUAUAAUACUGUUUAUAAAUAAAAAUACAUUUCGUUUUUAUUAUUAUUAUUAUUAUUAUGUUAUUAACAUAAGCCGAUUCUCUUAAACGUAAAAAAACUCAUUAUUUUUUUGGAAAUAUUUAUUAAUUUUUUUUGUCAGCUUUAAUUUUUAACGCUUUAUGCUGUGUAACGUUUUACUUUUUUCUUCUUUAUUUUUUCUACAAAUUUUAUCUUUUCUCUUCGUGUUUAAAUGCGUAUAUAUUAUAUACGUGUUUAUGGUGAAACUUUUAAUUUUAAAUGUUUAAAUAAUGUUUAUACAGCUAAUUACGGUUACGAUUUAGGGUAAAAAGAAUCUGAACAACGCGGUAAGAAUUGGAAAUAAAUAUGUCCCGUCUCUGUUCUAUCUUUUUAAUAUACCUAUUAUUUAAACUUAAUAAAUCAUUAUAGUUAAUAAACUAUUUUGUUAAGUGUUAGAUAAUGAUAAACACAUUUUCGAGAAAUUAAUUCUGAUUUAAAACAAUAAAAGUUUAUCAUUUGAAAAUAUCAAGUUGAUAUACUAUUAUGUUAUCAGUAUUUUGAGAACAAAAAAACUUUAAACAAUGCAGUACCAUAAAACUCUUAAAAAUUUGUUUGAAAUAAAUAUGUAAGUACCUAAAUUAUUAAUUCUAAGUGACCCAGUAACCACUUUUACACUAAUAUCCAAAUUAAAGUAAUCCCUGAGUCUGAAUUAUGAUUAUAGUUCUAUAAAUUUUACAACUCCACAGGUUUAAAAUAUAUACAUAGGUAAUAUUUCAUAUUUGCAUUCUCUUUCAUUAGAUAUUUUAAUUUGGAACAACAUUUUUUUUUUUAAUUAACUUUUUCAUUGAAGUUAAGUUAAUUUAAUGAUAUAUUUUAAUUUAAUUAAAAAAAAAAAAAUAUUUAACUCAACCGAGUUAAAAACAAUAUCAUAAACUUGCCCAGCCUUAAAAAUAAUAAAUCGUGCGCCGUAAAUUUGUUCGUUUUUCAUUUUUCGUCUUUUAUCGGUAGCUCAAUUAUUGUGAAAACUACUUGGAAAAUCAAAAAACGACGUUCUUCGUGAACAUUUAGAACUAAAAUGCUACAAAAAAGAUCUCUUAUCGUUUUUUUACUGGCGCCAUAUUUCUAGUAGAAUACAUAGUUAGUAAAAAUUAAAAACAACGAAAUUGAUAACGCCGUAAAUAUUUAUCGUUUUACCUAUAAUUUUGUUCUCGGUUUUUCCCAUUUAUUUUGAAAACCCAUUGGAAAAUCAAUAAAUGACUUCUCUAAUGCACCAAUUUCCUUUCAGAAAAGAUGCUACACUCUAUACAUAGGAUUAAGAUUUAUUUUCGAAAAGUUGUUUACAGAUAGAAAAAAAGAAAAAAAAACCACACAUAAUAGUAAAACCAAUGGAUCCCCCUCGCUUCCCCUGAAUCUAAAAAUUAUAAAACAUUUUUAUACCAUGAUUAUGUAAAACAAAUUAGUCUUUUUUUAGAGUUUUGGUAACUUAUUUUUCAUAUAAACUGUACAAUUUUUUUCCCCAGUGAAAAUUUUUGAACUAGAAACAUAUUUCGAAAUCCCAUAUUAAAUUGUUUGGAAUUUACAAAACUUAAGAAUAAAUUUAUAAAUGUUAUUGAAUUUAGUAAAUAGUUUUUAGAAAACUAUGAAAACUAAUAGAAAAAACAAUGUAAUUUAUAGUAAAGUUAUUUUGAAGAAUAGUAAGUUGUUUUAAUUAAGUUAAAUUGUGGAAAUUAAUUACAAAAAAAAAAUAAAUAUCUUCGAGGUACAUAAUAUACAAUUUUUAAACUAUAAAACGAAGUUACGAUUUUCUCAAUUUAAUAAUAUUUUAUUUUUAUGUAGUUAUACAAUAUUAAUAAAGUGUAGUUUUUCCGAUUUCACAAUUUUUAAAUUAGUAAAAUUGGAAAAAGAACUACACUAAAAGUAGGUUGUAGAAUGACGCAAUGGGUUAUAGACAUAUUUUUAACACUUCUAUUUGUGUAUAGCCUAUCCAGAACAAUACACCCACUGUAGAUUGCAGUUACGUCAACUUAUUUUCUUUGAUUUAUAUUUUUAAGGAGAAAAAAGAAAGUAUAUUUUUCGUUCGUACGAAUUUCAUUUUUUGUAUUAUUGUGUAAAUCUACCUUUGAGUAAAAAAAAUAUCAAAACAAAUAUGUAUUUUUCAAGAAGACAGGUCAUUGGAUAAAAAAAUAUAUUUUAAAUUUAAGAACAACAGUGGACGCAAUCUAAAAAUAAUAAUAUAAAAUAAAUACAAAAAAAUUUUUUUUUUCCGCGAAUAUAUUAUAUACUGUAUCAUCAAUAAAGUGAUAAUUGUUUUAGAAACUGGUUUUGAAUAAUUUCGGUUUGUAUUAUUUAAUAAUAAUAUUCUGAAAUGCUAGUAAUAUGUAAUAUUAUACCUAAUAUUUUUAAUUCGUAUUUUAAUUUUUAUACCUAAUUCGUUUAUAAAAUAUUAAUGUUGAUAUAUUUCCUCACAACUAACAAAACCAUUAAAUGGUUAUGACCACAUUGAGUGGAAUAAAAAGGUACAAGGAAACGAUAAUGAUUUCUGGAGUGAAAGGAAGGAAGGAUUAUUAUAAUGUUAUCGCUGGCAAUCAUAAUAAUAAUAUUAUUAUUAUACUGUUAUGUAUCAUGGAAUAACACGAAAACGCGGUCUCUUGACGCACGCGUGUACCUAUUUUGCCUACACGAAACUCCGUCUGAAACUCGUUCUGAUGCAAUCGCGCUCCAGCUCUCAGUUGUGAUGACGAUGAGCCCUUCGAUGAAUAGCAUUAUUUUAAGAUACCGUAUAAUAAUAUUAAUAUUCGUAGAAUUUAUCAUAUCAUGUAGUUACGAAUUGUUGCAGGGGAGGAGGUUUUAACGCCUCUCCCAGUAAGGUAUCGUUAUUCGAAUUUGGUGAUAUUCGGUUCUGUCUACCACGUUAUUGAUCCUUGUCUCUCGAUACAUAAAAUAUCCUUCUUUCGAAAAAGUUUAUUAUCAUUUUAUAAUAUUCGAAAAAUAUUUUUGAUUGUUCAUGAAUUUUGGGAACACCCCCCCUCAAAAAAUAAAAGAAUGUUGUAUAUAAAAAAAAUUAUCAAAAGGGAGUCUGAAUUUUGAACAUUGAACAAAAUAGAUGACGAAAUAAAACAAAACUAAUAGACAAAUAAAAAUGAGUGAGUAGAUUACCAGGUUUGUUAGGAUUAAGAUUGAAUAUAUAUGAGGUAGUUUAGUACACCAAGAAAAAUGAGAGAGAUGAGAUUAAGAUGGCAAAUUGAGAUAAAAAAAAAAACGAUGCGAGACAGUUCAAGAAUAAGAUACCGGAGUUUAGUGUACAUUAAAUAAACCGGGGAAGAAGUAAGUCAAAGAAAAAGCGGUUAGGAGAGAUAAUAUGAGACACGGGGAGUAGUCGAAGAAAUGAAGGUGAAUGUGAUGGGGGUGUAGAGAACAGAAAACUGGAUAUCACCUCUCCAAAAUAUGUGUUUAAUUAUCUUUACACUUAUAAAGUUGCUGUAUAUGAAAUAUUUAAGGUGUAUUCGUUUGGAAGAAUAAAGUGAAAUAAUAAAUAAAUUAAAAUAAAACCACACACACAGCAUUGUAAAAACAAUUGUCAUUACUCUGAAAUUUAGGAACGCGUUUUGCAUAUAAAGUGCAGAAUAUUAGGCAUUAUAAUCUAAUACAGGUCAAUUAGUUAUAGCUAUGGGUUUUUAUGUUUACAAUAUUAUUGCAUAAAAGAUAUCUAUGAUGUAUGCAUUAAUAUAUUGUAUUGUUAUCAUUUUAGAUAUUGAGAAAAGUAAUCGGAAAUCAUUAUGGGAUCUAAUAUCACCAAAAGAAAUAUUCGAAAGAAAUAUUCCUACUACGGCUGUAGUAUAUAAAAAGAAGUUUAAAAAUUCUGACUUAUAUAACUCUUUUGUAAAACGAACACAAUCAUCUUUAACACCAUACGAAAGUGUUGGUAAGUAAAUAUUAUUACGUAGCUAUUAGAAUAUACAAACAAUUUUUUUUUUUUUAUAAAAAUAUACUUAAAAGUCUGAUUUAUGUAAAUAAGUAUUUAUUUAUUUAAUAAUUUCCACAGAUAAUGUACCUAUAUUAAUAUCCUUCAGAAAUGUUUUGCUACCUUUGAUUACUUUUAUGUAAUUAAUGGAAAUGAACACGAGUCAAUCUCUCGCAAACUCUUCAAAGUUAAUUAUAUUAUUCAUGAAUCAAUUUAAUGAAGUAUUAUGCAAAUUCAUAUAUUCAAUAUGAAUAUUUUCAAGUAUUCAGUGGGUUCUUGUUUUUUUAUCAUAUGUUUUAAACCCACAUGAUGCAUGUUAAGAUAUAAACUGCAUUCGAAUUUUUUUAUAAAGCAUUCGAAACAUGUAUUUUUUGUAUAAAUAUGAUGGAAAAACAAAAUUAUUUUUUGAGAAUUAUUGUUGAACUAAAUAAAAAUCAUCAUGAUAAACAUUUCAAUGAAUACUAUUAAUACUGGUUAUUUAAUUAUUAGGAAAAUAUUAUUGUGAUAUGAAAAGUUAUUAGCUAUUGAUUAUAUAUUUUUUUUCUUUAGAUGUUAUGAGUGAUUUGAAGCUGUUUUUUGAUAAUCUUAGUGCUAAUGUAAAACAAAUGAAAGAAAAACAGCAAUCAAAGUACAACAUUCAGCGAAAAUAUGGUAAGAAAAACUUUAAAAAUUCAAAUUAAUUAAUUAUUGUUUCAUAGAAUCCAAUGUAAACAAUUUUUCAUCGUUCAAUAAAUACGGAUGUAGCUUUGAAAAUUAAACUUUAAAUAUGAAUAAUAAUAUAAGUUAAAACAUUGGUGGUUUUAUAUUUUCCGAGUACAUGUAGUAAGUAAAAUGUAAAUAUGUUAUGUACUGAUAUGUACUGAUAUGUUAUGUACUGAUAUAUGUAAGAUAGUUAUUUCAUUAUAAUUUUUCUCCUUCGUUUUCAUCCCAGUUAUUUGGGUUGGCCACCCAAGUCUUAAACUUCUAUUUUCAUUUUCCCAAAAUUUCCUCCCAUACACUCACCGUUCUCAUAUAAUUUUCAAUAGCAUCCAACCGCCUAUUUUUCGAUCUCCCCCAUUUUUGUCCUACUCUUUCAUCCUCUAUCCUUCCUUAUAAUUAAAAAAACUUGGUAACGAGAUAAAUACAAUCAAAAACCCUUGUAAUAUAAGUCGGUACUUUAAAUUUUAUGAAAUAUAAGUGACUAUAUUUAUGAAAAUUUACUAUAAAUUUGUUUGUUUCCAAUUUUUAGAUUCUGAGUAGAACGAGGAAUAUAUUGGUUUUAAAAUGAUAUUAAUUUUUACUUUUUUUUUACCAUAAAUUUCGCUUCGAUUUUCAAAUGUAAUAUUUUUUCUGAAAAUAAAUUUGUCUGGGGUGGUACUUUAAAAAAGUAAUUUUUUGAUUUUUCAAUGGGUUUACAUAUAAUAAAUUAAAUAACCGGGGAAAUGUAAGAAAUGUAUUAUUUCCAUAAUAUUAAAUAACACGGCCUUCAAAACAUGUACAACUGAUCUCCACUCAGAAUCGUUUUUGGUUAGCAAAAAUGAAUCAUUGCGUACAGAUAUACGUUAAAUUUUUCCUCUAUCUUUACAACUUUUUACUUUUAACAGUGGUCUAUUCACCGUGUGAAGUAUGUCUGUUUUUUUUUUUUUUUUUUUUAAUAUUUUUAAUAACUCAAGUUGUUCAGUUUCAACAAAUUUUAUUUCAUAUUAUUUUACGCUAAACUCAUAUGAAAAUAUUAUUUAUAAAUGACUAAUACCUACCUUCUUUUUUUUCGAAAAUAUCGAUUUAAUUGUAGUUGAUAUAAGUUAUAAAAAGGUAUUUAAAUAUCAGGUUUUAAAAUAGAGUUAAUAUAAUAAUUAUACUGGAAUAGAAAUUGAAUAAUUCUCUAACUUUAAUGAACAGUACAUAUAUAUAUAAUUUAAAUAUUUUCGAGAAUCAAACAUUAAAAUUAUUUGUUGUCAUCAAAUGUUGAUUUUAUUUUUUGAAGGCCUCUUUGAUUUUUUUACAGUAAAUAAAAAUAUAUUAGAUAGAAAAUAAAAAUUAUAAAGUAAUUUAUUGAUUUUAAUUAUUGAUAUGAAUAAAAAAAUGUAAAAAAAAAAAAAAAAAAUUCAAACAAAAAUACCAAUUCAUAAUUGACAAACAUUUUCUUACUCAGUUUCUUAAUAACUUAAUAAAUGCAUUUUACUAGCUAAUAUUGUAUGACAAAAAAGUGACAAAAUUAUAAAAACUUAUUGUGUCAUACAGACGAACUGACUUGACAAAUUAUAAGGGUUCCGUUUUUUUUUUAUUUUGGCUACGGAACUCUAAAAUACACAUUAUACAUGUCUAUAGUAUAUAGGUAUAUACUAUCUUUUUAAAUGAAAAAAUAAUAUUCUAAAAAUAUAUUGGAAUUCACUAGGGUAGCUAUGUGUGUAUACAUAUAUAUAUAUGUAUACUGUAUAAGUAUAAUAGCAUUGUAUAUAUGGAAAAAUAACAAAAACAAUGGCAAAAAGUAAAUAAUUGCGUUUUUAGUUACCUAUAUCGUAUUUUAGAGUAUCUACCUAGUUGUUUACAUAAUACCUUGACUAAAUAUACACUUGAUCGGAUUUAAAACCAAAAUCUAUAGCAAAUAUAAAUAUAAUAAUACCUAGUUUUUUUGUAUUUUCACCAUCGGUUUCAAAUGUUCAAUAUCUAUAUGCUAUAUUUAUUAGAAAAGUCGACACAAUUUAUUGUCACAAAUAUUCGGAUACAUAAAUAUAAUUGAAAAUUUAAACAAAUCUAUUGUAUUUAUAUUUUCAUUUUUGUGUCCGCCUUUAUUGUAGUUUUAAAUUCGGAGUGUAACGAGAUGUAUUGGUUUUACAAUGUGUUUAUUGUUUUUAUUUUGUGAACAAUUUUUCUCCUAGAAAUUUUAUUCUGAUCUAUUAAGUAUAGUUCUUUUUCUGAAAAGAAAUUUUAUCUACUUAGUACUUAAAAGAUGUUUUUUUUAAAAUUUUUAUAAUAAUUGGGAAUAACCUGGAAAAAACGUAGGAAACACGGAGAAAUUUACGUAGAUGUUAAAAGAAACUUCGAUUCGAAUCGUUUUUGUUAAUAAUGAUUUAUUUUUAUGCAGACAUUUAAAUUAAAUUUCCCUCUACAUCCUACUUUCCCAACUUCUCAUCUACUAUAGUGGCCCACCCACCGUGCGAAGUCUUUUGUUUUUAUUAUUAUAUACAAUAUCACAAAUAUGUCGGUUUUAUAGCCGUGUAAUUAUAUGCUGCAGACAUUUCGCAGUCGCAAUAAAAUUGUUUUAUUUAUAAUUAUUGUCAUGGUUUAGACUUUUGAGUUUUGCGCUUGAAAGGGUAAAAAUAAUAUAGUUGUGCAUAUAAUAUAAUUUUCGUUCAUGGAGAAGUUCAUCAACACAAUUUAGACGGCUAAGUCUACCUAAAUCUUACCAAGCCCACCAGUAUUAUAGAAGUUGUGUACCUCUGGUAGGAGAGGUGGGCGGAAACCACUAGUACCUCCAUCCCAUCUCUCAUGUAUGCGCUAUUGGAUGAUUGCAUUCCGUAGGAGGAAUUAACGAUAUUAUUAUAUAUCAAAAGUUAAACGGAAACAAUAUGCACAUAUUAUAAGUUUACGAAAUAUUUAUGUUUUAAAACUUUAUCUUUGACGAUGUAUUUCACGUAGAGCUCUUAUGUUAUAUAGCUCGACAUUUUAACUACACCCACUUUUAAAUAAAAUAAUAAUAUAUUUACUAUAUAGAAUAUAUAUAUUUAUAGUAAACACCAUAAAUACCCGUUUAUAUUGUAAUGUUACAAUAAAUGUCAACACGUCAAUAAUAAACUAACACAACGCAAAAGUUUGGAUUUUGCAGUUAUACAUACUCGUAAAGUAAAUUUCAUCGGAUUAUUUUGUGUUUAUCUUGAAUACAACUCUAAAUAUUUCGCCCCUGGCAGCACAUAAUAUUAUAUGACCUACCAAAGUCAGCUGUAAGCUGUGGAAAUAACAUACUCUCUAUACAUUUUUAAUUUUGAAACGUUAUUUUUUCAAAUUUAUCCCAAAUAUAGAGACGAUUGCGUUGUAUUGUAUCUGUUUUAUACAGGUGUCCCCACCGUGUUUUCUGAAAUUAAUAUCUAUGAAUAUUUAUUUUGGGUCAUUAUAUUUAGAAAAAAAUUACUAUAUUGGUUCACUUUUCAAAAUGGCCACUUUGUAAUUGAUAUUAUUCUGAAAAUUGUAAUUUAUCGUAUGAUACAUACCAUAUAUCCGAUAACUAUAUAGUUUAUAAUAGCUGUUUUAAUUUCUAUAUAGAAGGGGUGGUUAUGUGAAAUGUCUGAGAAUAAUCUUUUGGAGUAUAUUCUCAAAACAUGGUCAUUUUUGAGUUUUUGAAUUUGGUUUUUUUUUGUGCAAUCUGCAAAGUAUUGCAAUUGUAAUGUAUUUUUUAUGUAAAUAUGCAUAGCUAUAAUUAUUAAGUAGUAAUAAGAAUAAUAAGAUAAAUAAAAUAUUUAUAUUACUGUAAUAUAUAUUAAAAUAAAGUACCUAUGUACAGGUACACAACUCAAUAUUAAAACCAACUUGAUGUUAAUAAAAAAAAUUAAUUAUUCAAUAAUAUUAUGUUAUUAAUUAUUAUAAUGCCGACUUAUCAGUAUAUCACAUCAUAAAAGUAUGACCGUUUAAUAUAUUUACAAAUUUACAAUAAAGUUUUUCGAAUAAACCAAUUAUUAUUACUGUCAAUCACAGACAUAUGAACUUAGUUAAUAUGUCUAUACUCUCAAUAUUCCAAAUAGUAUCAAUAUAUUUUACUAUCAAAAUUCACAAUAAAUCAGUGUUGCUAUUUGAAAGGCAUUAAAUAUUUGUGUAGAAUUGUUUAAUGCUGGAGUAUAAUAUUUUUUCAAGAAUAUGCUAAGAAUAUUCUCGUGCUUGAUUAUCCUCAAAGCAUAAUUUUUGAAGAAUUUUCGUGUUAUUAGUGCUGUGAUUCAUUAUCGCAAAUAACGUACUAACUUAUAGAAGGCAUUUUUUUUAAUAUCUCUUCUCUAGAAAUUGAAACUACCUUUACUUCUUUAAAACUAUUCAUCGUAUAUAUAUAAAUACAGGAUGAUUUACUAAGCGUGUUCACUCCAUUUUUUUUUUUAUUUUGUUAAAUUUUUGCAUUCAUUUUAAUUAUGAUUUUUAGAAUUUUUAAGUGUAGUUAAGCCGAUUUUUUUAAAGACUUUUCAUAACAGUAUCCUGUGUUGAUACCAACUUUGGUUUUUCAAAUGAGAACCUACAUUAAAAAUUCCAUAAAUAGACAGAGUAUAAUUUAUGUAGCGGCACGGUGCCCGGUGUUUUACUAGUGAUUCACUACUCUCCCUAUUAUAAACUUAAUAAUGAAAUAUCUCGUAAACAGAUUAAUGAAAAUCAAAAAUAUGAACACUAAAAUGUAUUAUAGUAAUACUCCGUUUAUUUAUGGAAUUUUCAAUAUACCUACUCUUAGGUUCUCAUUUGAAAAACCAAAGUUGGUAUCACCAGAGAAUACUACUUAAAUAAUAUGAAAAAUUGAAGUAUUCGAAAAUAUAGGCUUUAACUACACUAAACAAUUCCAAAAAUCAGAAUUUGAAUACACGCAAAACUUAACGAAAAAAAAAUGGAGUGAGCACGCUUAGUGAAGCACCCUGUACGUAUAUGCAUGUUAGAUUAACAUUUUAAGAAUAAUAUCUAUUAAAAAGUGGCUAUUUUGAAAGUUUAGAAAAAUGAACGAAUAAGAAGUUAUUUUUUUUUUAGUGAUUAUGAGUUAAAAUUAAAAAUUAAAAUUUUUUUUCUAAAUAUGUUCUUUUAACACGAAAUUCGAUUGAAAAAAUAAAACUAAUUGAAUGUUAACAUUUUUAUUAUUGUCAUCGGUAAAACAUGGUGAAAUAUUAUAUUUAUGUCCAAAAGUAUAACAGAUAUGUAUUUAUUUCUUUUUUCUCGUUACUUUUGUGUAUUUCUAGCUGCUCCUUCUGGAGUAAAUUAGCUUAAAUUCGGAAAUUAACGUUAUUUUGUACACAGACUAAAGUGGAAAAAUUCGGGAGAAGUACGUAUAGCUUUUUACACCCAUACAGAUUCUCCAAAUGAAGCCAGCGGGGUGAAUUUUUGUAUACACAUGACGUUAAAAUAUCAAAGAUGUACCUUUUGAUGAUUUAAACUUUCAACCCCACUGGCAUUGUAAUUGUAUAAUCAAAUUUCACCAUUACUUUUUGUAAUAAGUUUAAUUUUAGUGUUAUAUUAUAAUAUAAAUAAUCAGUUAUUUGUUGUUUGGCAGAGCACAUUUCUUUUUUUUAAACAAUAUAUGAAAGGAGAAUAUUCGGUUCCAUUAGUAACGGAAUGCAGUUUUUUUUUUUAUAUCACUGUAUUUUAUAUUUACUAUUAUAAAUUAUAUAUGCUUAGGAUAUCUAAUAAUAAAUACAACCGCAUGUUAAACCGACAAUUUUGCAUAGUGAAUAAUAAUUAUGUAUACAUUGCACGAUGCGUUUCCGUAAUGAAUAAAUAAUGUUAUAUGAAUAAUAUGAACAUUGAGUUAGCUGCUGCUGUUGCUGCCGUGAUGUACCUACGCAGCUGGGGUAAAACAGAACUGGAAACUUGUUUCCUCGCUGAAGGUUAAUCUGUCAUAUUUAAUCGGAUUUCAAAUAAGCCACGGUCGCGCCGCAGUGGUGAGUGUAUAAUAUAAUAAUAUAUAGGAAGCGAAUGACCGGUGGUUUACAAGUUUAAUACCUGCACACCAGAGAGACCCAUCAGUCUUGAAAUAAUUGUUUUUCUCAUUCACCGUUCUGUUUGUUAUUGGACCAAAGCAUAUAUUUCAGGGUUAUUACCAAAAUUAUUACACUACCUAUACAGAAGUUACUAUGAAAACGAUGAUUUGAUCUAAAUAAUCCGCUUAGGUUGCAGUAGUGAUUGCUAUUUCACUGGCGGUUCUCGUCUGUAAUGUUGAUUAAAUCUUAUUUCGAUCAUUAACAAUUAAAAUAAUAAUUUUCGAUUACACAUUAUUUGAUAUAAUUAUUGUUUAGUUCAACGUCGCUGAAUAACUCAAUAGCUUUUUCUAUAUGUAUUCUAAUUAUUACCUACCUUAUAGUCCUAGUAUAUUGCUAAACUGUAUACAUAUUCAGCACGUUAUGCGCACGUUAAAUUAUAACAACGGGAAUUAAUAACCAAAGUAGGCGGGUAAAACUAAUUAAUUAGUUAAUAAUAAAGGUAUUUAACUAACAUAUGUAUGUGUUUAUUACAUAUUGAUUAUUUAUUGAUAUUAAUUUGAUACUCUAAUCUAAAUUCUCAGUAAUAACUAUAUAAAAUUAUGUUGCUCUUAAUGUAUCUAACGUAUUCCUACUUAUUUGCCAAUUUCCUUAUUACGGUUAUAAAUGUUAAAAUAUACUCCAAUUUAUUAUUCAAUCAAAUUGACCAUGUGUGUACAAGCAAGUUUUGUAAAUAAUUUCCUACAAUAGUGAUUAAUUUGUUUAUUUUCGUUCAAAAAGUAAAUUCGGUUAACUCGAGUUAUGUCGAAUUAAUCGAAAAAUUGUUAAUUAUUUUUCCAAACUUUUUGUUUGGAACAAGUCUUCAUAAGAUAGUGUAGUCAUUAUCAUUAUUAUCAUUAUUCAUUAUUUUAUAUGCAAAUUAGUUUUAGCAAUGAUGUGUUAUUUUAGAAAAAAAACUUUUUUAUUAUUUGGUAAAAAAAAAAUAUUCAACGAAAUGUAAACAAGUAACUUUAUAAUAGAGUUAUAUAAAGUUCAUAUAAAUAAGUAGUAUUCAACAGAUGAUAAUUUCUGGAUGAAUUGUUUUUGAUUCUGAGCAUAGCAAGUACUAUAGUGGUUUUACUCUUAUAUUAUAAUAUAUAAUAUACUCUAUAGUUUUACUAUACCUAAUUUUAUAAUUUGUGCUCUAGAUUCUGAGCGAAGCGGGAAUUUAUUGGUUUUACAGUGUUUAUUUUUUCUUUUUUUUUUUUAUCUGUGAAUAAAUUGCUAAUAGGAAUGCUUGAAAUUUAACAGGAAGUUCGUUAUAAAUCGUACUGUUUGUUUAAAAAAAAAUUGAGUGUAAUGUAGAAUUUUUUUUUAUGAGAAUUAUAGUAUCAAAUUUUGACGAAACUCGUAAAUAUUACAGCCUUUCAAAACAUGUAUAACAGAACUACGCUCAGAAUCGUUUUUCAUCAACAAUGAUUAAUCGUUGCUUACAAAUGUACAUUAAAUUUCCUUCUAUAUUCUACCUUCCCAACUUCUCAACUACAACAGUGGCCCACCCAGCGUGUGAUGUAUGUCCGCCUUUUUUUUUGUUUUGUAAACCACUUUUUUUAGAAAUAAAUAUUGUUCCAAUUAUUUAUCGUAAAAUUUACUCAAAUUUUGUCUAGUUAGACAAAGUACUAUUAAGUUUGUCUAGUGCAUCAUGAACUUAUGAAGGAUAAAAGUUAUAUAUUAGUGAUGAAAAAGUUGAGCGUCAUGUUCAAUUCAAUUGGUUCAAAGUUUAAAUUUUGAUAAAUUUCGUAAAAAUAAUUGCAUUUCUAAACAUUUUUAACCAAACUUAAUAAUUUAUCGUUGCGUGUAUAGAUAUAAAUUAAUUUAUCAAAUAUACUCUACCAUUUUUUUUUAAUUUCUCAGUUUCGUGUCCAGGUUUAAUUUCAAGUACUAUGUUUGAAAAUUGAAUUUUCAAAUUUAAAAUAAAAAUAAUAUAUUAGUUUACCGAAAGAUAGGUCGUAUACAAAGUCUCGGUUUUCAAUAAUAAUUUUAAAUUACUUACCUAUCAUCUUUUAUUAAAAAUUUCAAUUAGUCAUCUAUAAUUUAAUGUACUGUACUGUAGGUAGGCGUCUAUACAAUUCAGAAAUUAACUGUUCAAACUGUGUCAAGCCGAAUUUCUUUUACACUCGAGAUAGCAGCUAAUUUUAUAAGAAUAAUUCCAUACAAGUAUUUCAAUUUUUUAAUGAAAAAUUAUAAUAUAGUAUGAAUUAUGAUUAUUAUGAUUAUUUUAGAUGGUAAAGAUUUUAAUUAAAUGCCUAUAUAGGUUGUUUUUAAUGGUAGUACUGGCCUGUUUAAUCGAGUUAGCACGUUAAAAGAUUACAGUAUUAUUUAGUUCUAUACUAAUUUAUAAUUUUCAUUUUUCGGACAACUAAAGCAAAUCUACUAGACAAUGAUUUCAAAACAAAACUUCUUCGAAAAUUUAAUAAUAUAAAUUGCAUUAAACUCUUUGGUAUAAUCUCCCCUAAAAUGUCGUAUUUAUACUUUUAAGACACGAAUCGGUACAUUAUUUGAGUAUAUUUCUCAGUUAUCCACAGGUGUUAGUUAUUUAAUUUUAAAUGUAAACUUAACGUCUUUAUAAAUGAUAACAUUUAUUUUUAAUACAUUCCAAUAAUAUUUUGUUUCCGUCAAAAUCAUAAUUAUACAAUUGGGUAUGUCAUUUAUUACUUUUAAUUACGAUUAAUCAAACUUGAUCAAAACUGAAAAACAAAAAAGACGUCCUAGGAUAAUGGGGACGAGUGCAGCCACUGUUUAUGUGAUUUAAUGUAUAUCUGUAAGCAAUGGUUUAUCGUUGCUUACAAAACAAGAUUCUAAGCGGAAUUCAGUUGAUAGUGAUGCUUUGUCAAUAAUAUAUAUGCCAUAUUAUAGUAAAAUAAUUAAAUAGGCUUUAUAUAUUUUCUAUAAUAAUAUUUGUUACAACAUUAUCGAUUUUCCCAGUUUUCUUACGUUUUUCUCGGUUUCCCCAUGUUUUAUCUCGGUUUUUCACAUUUUCUGGGAAAAUUUUUAAGAAAACCAAAAAACUACCUCUCUAAAGUACCUCUCCAGUCGAAACAUUGAUAUUUUUAUAUUUUGGAGCCAAAAUUAUUGAUAGAAAAAUUGUUCACAGGAAAAAAAAUAAAAUAAACGUCUUUUUAAAACCAUAAGCGAAAAACGCUCCACUCAGAAUCUAAAACUUAAUAUUAUAGCAUUUGAAUAAUUACUAAAUCAUAAGUUUUAAUGUCAAUGUGAAAUCAUUAAUAUUACCUAACCAUUCAUAAUAUAGAGCAAGAGCUUCAAAUAGUAUAAUAUAGCGUGUUUUUAGUUUAUUCGGGCGCUUGUUAUAAUUAAUAAGACCAUUUGCACAAAUCGUUAACUCUAUUCAUUAUUAAAAUAUUGAUGCGUGAAUAAAUUAAUAAAUUAAAUAUAAUACGUAGUAAGGUAAGUAGUGUAUAAUUAAAUUCACACGCGUUAUGGUUUUGAGUAAUAAUUAACUAGGUAGGACGAUGACUAAACGAAUUUAAUUAUGAUUUUUAUAAAGUUUUUGCUAUACAAAUAUGCGAUUAAAAUGAUAAACGAUUAUACCUAUAGGUAUUACCAAAAAAUGUGUUGAAGUUGAUAUUAUAAUAUUGGUUGAUGGGUUUUUUAAAAUUAUUUGUUUGAACUUUGGCUUAUAUGUGUUGACACGUAAUAUUAUUAUAAUAUUUGAUAUAGUUACUUGUAAAGUCGUAUUCUGUGGUUUUAGUACAAAGUAGAUGUAGAUAAUAUAAAGUCACGAUUAUUUUUUGAGUUGAGAAUAGGAUUUCGGUACUCAAAAAUUGAUAAAUAUUUUUAAAAAAAGUGAAACUGCAACAUAGUCAAUAGCGACAAAUUUUAAUAAAUGUAAAUGAACGUUAGAGAAAGAAAGGUAUACUUAUGGCUUAAUAGGUUGGUGCUGGAAAUGAAAACUAUGACUAUAUCAUUUUUAAAACUAACUCUGCACUGCUGCUGUAGGUGUAUAUAUGUGUAACUAAGUAUGUGUAAUAUAUUACCAAUUCAUUAUUAUACUAAUUUUCUAUAUACAACACAUAUAGAAUUCGCGUACUAUUUUGUGAUUUGUUUAGGUUUUGUAUUUAUUUUUAAUUAUCCCUUCCAAUUUUAAAACAUUUUCAAUUUUUUUUUCAGAUAAAGUUUAUCCUUAAAUAAAUACUGUUAUAUAUAUAUAUAUAUAUAAUAUUAUUAUUAUUAUAUUAUAUUAAAAUGUAUUUGUUUCAGAUACCUCUUAUCCCGGAAACUAUUUUAGAGGGCGAAAACCAUCCGAUAAUGUAAGAAAUUUCGUACGACAUGACGAUGGGGAAUCGUAUCGUGGUACCAACAACCAUGACCCGGGCAUUUUAUGGACAGGACUUGGAAAGAAAAAACGUCGUUAGUGAAUAUUUGCCCAUCUCUACAGUAUCCGUCGGUCUUUACCAACCUUUAGUUGUGCACUUAUAAAUUAAUAUUAUAAUCCGAUAAUGAAUCCAAAAUGUUUAGCUUAUUGAUUCACAUAUAAUUAUAUUAUUAUUAUAACUAUAUAUAUUUAGUUAUGUUUGAUUUCAUUACAUGCAAAUUAUUCACUUUUUAGAAUAAAGUUGUUUUUACAGCACACUGCAAAACAUUUACC